Messenger RNA from Drosophila ficusphila, 990 nucleotides. Its product is annotated as probable ATP-dependent RNA helicase ddx42. The coding region runs from base 13 to 909 and encodes 298 amino acids. Lineage: Eukaryota; Metazoa; Arthropoda; Insecta; Diptera; Drosophilidae. The record is from RefSeq and is a predicted model, not a curated record. The transcript has 2 exons.
UUCCAGAACACCAUGUCACUUCAUCGGUCUUUGGAAUUUAUUCUUGUGAGCUGUGUUUUAUUUUAUAACGUCCACGCUGGAGCAUAUUGUGGACCAAACAAAAUAUACGCAUGUGUACCUUCACAAUAUUGUUCAAAUCUUCACAUCACAAAAACGAAUCCCGCCGCCUAUUACAACGAACAGUGUUUUUCAUUCGAGUCAUGCUGCGAUAUGAACAAAAUCGUGUUUGGAAAGCGAUACAGUAGUGAUGGAAAAUAUGUUUCAGGUCCAUACGAUCAAAGUGCCAACACCAAUGAGCCACCGAAUAAUACUGACGGGAAAACAUCAUUAAUAAACAGUCAGACUCCAUAUAAUACAGGAGGAAAAACAUCUACAACAAAUAGUCAGACUACCUACAAUACAGGUGGAAAAACAACUACAACAAAUAGUCAGACUUAUUAUAAUACAGGAGGAAAAACAUUUAUACAAAACAGUCAGACUCCAAAUACUCCAGAUAGAACAAUUUUUACGACACAUAGUCAGACCCUCAACAAUAAAAAUGGAAAAACAACUAAUAUAGCAAAUACUUCUGGACAAACAUCUUUGAUUAAUAGCUACCUUCACAAUGGCCACUCUCACAAUCGCAAUAAUGCUGGAAAAACUAGCACAGGAAACUCUGGUACGGCAUAUAUCCAAAAUACGUACAAUCACGGAAAUUCUGGUCUUAUUCAUCAACAAAAUCUUAAAUAUGGUGGCAGUGGUGCAAAUUACAAUAUGGGAAAAACUCAUUCAACUGUAAAGCCUUCUACAAGUAAUAGUUAUAGUCCUAAUAAUUCAGGAAAGACUUUUACGAAUCAAAAUCUCGGUUCUAAAUCAUUAACUAACCUUAAUAUUAAUUUAAAUACACAAUUGGAUAAUCUACUUCAAUAACCGGGUAUAUAUUUAAUUAUAAAGCAUUUUUCGUCCUAUUAAAAAGGGAAUAAAUGUGAAACUCCGAUGUUUAAAAUAUAA